Messenger RNA from Gasterosteus aculeatus aculeatus (three-spined stickleback), 620 nucleotides. It is a transcript of the gene cox14, whose product is annotated as cytochrome c oxidase assembly factor COX14. Lineage: Eukaryota; Metazoa; Chordata; Actinopteri; Perciformes; Gasterosteidae. The record is from RefSeq and is a predicted model, not a curated record.
GGUUCAAAAGUCCCGUCUGGCUUUCCGUAUCUUACGAAAUGUUCGCCAAUUACGUUUUAACUACAGAAGUCUGCGUGCUGACAUUGAGGACAACCACACUCACCUGUGUUCCUCACCGCUUAGUAAAAUAAAAAAGGUUCCUUCCUCAUCAUGGUGUCAGGAAAGCGACUCGCGGACAUCGGCUACCGGGCGUUUUCCACCUCCAUGAUGCUGCUGACGGCCUACGGGGGGUACCUGUGCGCGAUGCGAGGGUACCGCUACAUGCAGAAGCAGAAGCAACUGAAGCUGGCAGCGGAAAACCAGGACCCUGAAGUCAUGAAAGACUGACGGGCAGAUGUGCAGUAGGGGCCUUCUCCAGAUGUGGACAUUUUCUAUUUAUCCAUAUGUUGUUCUGCUUCGCUAAACAAUGCAGAUGUUGAUUCUCCUCAGGACAGCAAAUCACUGUGGGGGGGGGGGGGGUUUCGCACACAAGGAUGAGGUUUGAUAAAAGCUUCAACAAGCAAAUGACCGAAUAGCUUAUUUGUGUUGAGGCCUUCGUAAAAGAGAUUGCUGUGAUCGUUUGUAUUUGAUGUCCUUAAACACACGGAGCGAUGUAUUGUUCAUAAACAAGACUGCGACAA